Messenger RNA from Notolabrus celidotus (New Zealand spotty), 3091 nucleotides. RefSeq names its product transmembrane protein 222b (gene tmem222b). NCBI's taxonomy places the organism in Eukaryota, Metazoa, Chordata, Actinopteri, Labriformes, Labridae. The coding region runs from base 66 to 617 and encodes 183 amino acids. The record is from RefSeq and is a predicted model, not a curated record. The transcript has 6 exons.
UUUCCGGCCAGCUUGACGCAGCUCUAACUGGGACACAUGAAGUUCAUUCUCCACAGCUGUUGGUGAUGGCGGCUGUUGUUGAUAAAGACACCAUGAAGAAUUACCACAUAGCGUCUGAGAAAAUUAACACAGAGACCAGUCGCUACCCGUACUGUGUUGUUUGGACUCCCAUCCCCGUGUUAUCAUGGCUGUUUCCAUUCAUUGGUCAUAUGGGAAUCUGCACCUCCACUGGUGUCAUCCGGGACUUUGCUGGACCUUACUUUGUCUCAGAAGAUAACAUGGCUUUUGGAAGACCGACAAAGUACUGGAUGCUGGAUGUUGGUAAAGUCUAUGCCAGUGGCUCUAAUGCCUGGGACACCGCGGUCCAUGACGCUUCAGAGGAGUACAAACACAGGAUGCACAACCUCUGCUGUGACAACUGUCACUCACACGUCGCCAUGGCUCUCAACCUGAUGCAGUAUGAAAACAGCACCUCGUGGAACAUGGUCAACCUGUGUGCUCUCGCUCUGAUCCAUGGGAAACACGUCAGCUGCGCAGGCUUUCUGAAGACCUGGCUGCCUUUCCUGAUGCUGAUGGGCAUCAUCCUCACGGUGGCCCUGGCCCUCAACCUGCGAUGACCUGGGAGGCAGGUGUAGGACAAAGUGGAACCCCCUUCAGGCUGGACGAGGGGUUGACCUUCUAGACGGUGAUUAGUGAAAGUAAUCAAGGACUAUUCGCCUCCAGGAGGAGAUGGUUAAACAGGAAUGUCCAACACGUACACAAACACGUUUGGUUUGUGGGAGGCAGACGGCAUGUUACCGGCAUCUCUCUGGUGGUGGAUCUGGAGUGCCCCGGUGACGGAGAUUGAUUUGCAUUCAGCCGUUUAAUUUGAGAGAAGUAACUGAACACACCACCUCCACACAUAUCAGAACCAAACUCUUAAUGGAUUAGGAAUCUUUGAAAGCAUAACAGCAGGCUUAAGCCAUCACCACCUGCAAAGUGUACAAGUUGUGUCGCUGUAUUAAUCAUGGAAUAGAGGUACACACUGUUCAUAAUCUGAGGGAACACAUUCAUGCCUUGCAUUCACAUUUUGAUGACCUUUGUAAUGGAUUGGGAGAGUAACCUCACGUUCCUGUGCUUCCAGAUUGCCAUUUUUAUACCAUGGAGCACAAACAUGCUUCAUCAAUUAGCUGCCUUUCUAGGAAAUUAAUGCAUCUCAUGCUUGAUCUAUAAUGUAGCUCUUCUACUGUACUGCAACUGAAACCGGAACAUGCCAGAGCGAUUUGUAUUUUUGUGCGUUUUCUUACUCGUGUUUCGAACUCUGUGAAGUCUCAAAAACACUGCAUCUUCAAAAAAGAACUAUUUUCUCAGAACUGCAUUUGACAUGCGUUACACGGAUCACCUCAUGGUACUACUGCGAUAGGUUUACGAUAAGUGUUUCCAUGCCUUUGACCACAGAACAUCACUUCAAUGAUUGUAGCAACCUCAAUGAAUGUGGCUGUGGGAGACACCGAACAGAAAAGCAGGACUGUGACUGAAUCUGGACGUUCAGUAUGACUCCACUUCCUUUAUUACUUUCAACUCAGCACGUCACCAAAGUCCUGAACACGAGACUCAUGUUUUACCUGUGACACACACUCUUUAUCUCUCGUGUUGUUGAACAUGUCUAACCGACGACUUUAGCGUUUCGUGUUGCACCACCUUUAUUAUUUGACUGAAUGUAGGAUUUAGCGAGCUGCUGAGCCUAAGCAGCUGGACUUUCAGAAACCAAGGCUGACCAAAUCCCUUAAAAUAAUAGAUUUUAAACAUGAAACUGCAUUUUUUAUUUGAUUUUGCACCACUUUUAAUGACCUGAUACGUUUUUUUUUUAUAGAGGAGGUGACCUCUGGAAAUUCAGCUGCUGGAAGCAUUUGUGAAACACUGAUUUUGCUGAGUUUUAUUCUCUUUUAGUCAGUUUUAAUCUUAAGACUGCAUCCCUUAAUUAGCUUGUUUGGUUUCUAUCUUGGUGCCAAAAGCAGGAGAAGUGGAGACCAACUCAAACUGUGUCCCUGAAUAUCUGAGUUUUUCUUGGAACCAGUUGGUGGUGUGAGCCUGUCCUAGUUAUGAGCCCUUGUGUGAUCUUUUUGUUCUACCUGUGAGAAGUUAUGAAAACACAUUUUAAGUUCACGGAGAGAAGCUAGAGUCAGUGCCUAAAACGACCUCUCUUAUAGACCCCUCAGCUAUUAUAUUUCAGGCUUGUAUUUAUUUAAAAGAGAACUUUACUCCACGUGAUGGUUGGCACCCAAAAUCCGUUGCCAUGGCUGUCAUGAGUAGAUUCAAAUCCCCUUAUUGUUUGCAAUCAAACACAAGAAAGUGUUGAGCCCCCUCUUUGUCCGUGUCGCUGCCAGAAGCAGCAGGUAGCCAGGAUCCUCAGGUUUUUCACACUCACCGACCCCUGCUGAAAAUCCCCAGCUCCCCCCGAGCCCGAGCCCGAGCCUGAGCAGCGUCGUUCCUGCUGGUUUCCACCUCUGCAGAGCAGAUCCAGAGGUCCCUGUGAAACGCCAGUGCUGCUCCACAAGCUUUGAUAUACGAUACUGGCCAAUAAUCCAAAGUAGAUGUCACUGAAGUGUGAUCUUAUGAAUAUGAAUCAGUUUUACUCUGUGUGUGUGUGAAGGGUUAAAACAGUACCAGUUUUCUAGACUCUGCUCUCCUUAUGAGCUUCUGUUGAAAGCAGACACUCUGUGGCCUCUUGUGUGGAUCUCGCCCAUGUUGCCUGUAAAUAUUUGAACACACAUUACAAUGUACACCAGGUGCUCUUUAUAUACUUUGCAAACUUGAUGCUCACUCUACAGAUUUUUUUCCUUUGAAUAAUUUAUUGUAUAACUUUUGAUCUUCGUACUCUGUGUAUGAUUUCUGCUCUGCAGAGUUAUGCCUGAAUAAGUGUGUGAUCGUGUGUGUGUCUGUCUGUGUGCUAGUCAUGCACACAGCAAGUGGAGAGAGGACGAGCAUGUGAUCGCAUGCCAGCAAGUAUGUACUUCAUGCAUGCAAGAAUAAGAGCGUCAGAGGGAGAAGUUGGAUUCAUACUGUGGCUUCUUUAUUAAUAAUCAGCUGCAUUUUACUGCAGCCAACUGCC